This is a messenger RNA of Talaromyces proteolyticus, 1627 nucleotides long. RefSeq lists its product as uncharacterized. The transcript has 5 exons. The coding region runs from base 143 to 1312 and encodes 389 amino acids. The record is from RefSeq and is a predicted model, not a curated record. Lineage: Eukaryota; Fungi; Ascomycota; Eurotiomycetes; Eurotiales; Trichocomaceae.
UACCACUAUGUGUCGUUUCUAUAGCAGCUGGGGUUCUGCAGAUGAUGAUCGGGCGUUUUUAGAUUCGAAAUAGGAGACCCGGAAUUGCGGGGAUUGUGCGGGGUUGAAACUCUGUCCAAACUCUCGAGUCUCUCUUCCUUUAAUGAUCAGGCGCUCCCUAAGUCUCAUAACCACAUCAUCAUGUUCUGUACUUGCUGCUCAAACUUCAAUGGCCGCACCAGUAUCGCUACACUUGCCGACACCAGGCAAUCCCUGGGCUUCUGGUCGGGUGCUGACUCCCUCUCAACGUGAAACGAAGCGCUAUAACGACAGAAUAACUAAGAGAGCAAAAGCAAAAAAGCAAAAAGACAGCAUUAAGGAGCUCCAGGACCAAAUUGCUGCUCUUCAAAACAUGAUACAGACUCACCAGAGAUCCUGCGAAAUUUCGCGAGAAUAUUCAUUAGACACCUGCUUGUUACCAUUAACCGAUCUACCUCCUUGCUUAAAUAAUGGCCUAUCCACAAUAGAGUCAUCACAGCCAACUCGGGAACCAUCCGGUCCGCCUAAUUCUGACACGGAAAUUUGUAUCACACAACAGCAAGAUAGCUGGGCUACUGUCAUACCGAGCAGUCAACUUGCUCUCUCCCCGUCACUGCAAGUUAGCGGUAGUUGGAAUGUUUUAGAAUAUGCCAAUGGAGUGCUUGAUAAAGCACGUGAACUCGACAAAAUGGAAGUAUGUUUUAAUAGGCAACUCAACGAAGAUGCUAUCAUCCGCGGAGUUCUCGAAGGCUGGCAUUUUCUACAGGGAAGAACCUAUUCAUGCCCGCUGUGGACGGUGGUUAGCCAAAUCGACGAGAAAAUCUUUAUGCAUAGCGGGAUCGUGACACGUCUGUCAAUGCUGAGUACAAUUCAUAAGAUGCUGGCAGCAGUCGUACACGUUGACCAAUUUAAUAGUCUCCCCACAUGGUAUCGUCCAAGGCCCUCACAGCUCAACUUCCCGCAUUAUGCCACUGCAGAUUACUUUGCAUGGCCUGGCUUUCGUGAACGUUUAGUGAUCUCGAACUGUGAGGUACUAACGGACAGAUUCUUCAAGUACUUUGCAUCUUGCUUUCGACUAUUUUGGCCCCAUUCAAUUAGCGAUUCUUACAAGAUGGUCUCUGAUAGUGGAUUGUAUUCUUUUUCAGAUGCUUUCAGGACGCACGCCCAAGAUAUCUCAACGUGGACCAUGUGCAAGGAAUUCUUCCUUUCAUUUCCUGAGCUACAAGAAGAUAUGCAAUCAGAAAUUUCAAUCUCCACCGGUAGUUUGAAGGUUAUCAACGACAAUCUUCACUGAAGAGUGGCCAUUCACAAUCUCCAAUACUCCAAACUGAUACUCAACGUAGGACCGAAAUAUCCACAGAAAACCCAGGAUGAAGGUUGAUGGCCUUUUAUGGCUCUUCUAUCGAUACUGUCCACGUUUUCCAUACACCCUUUGGUAGCAAAACCGUUCCCUCUGCUAUGAUUAAAUAUCGCAAGAUAUGCCAAAGAAUUUUUUUCAUUUAGCGUCGUGUUGUAAUGAGGUCUUGUUGAUAUUUUGGACUUCACUCAUCCUACACACAACUAGAUAUUACCACGAUUCAAUUUACAUAGUAUACAGAGAACACUUUAA